Messenger RNA from Haliotis rufescens (red abalone), 2355 nucleotides. Its product is annotated as SRR1-like protein. Bases 11 to 946 code for a protein of 311 amino acids. The record is from RefSeq and is a predicted model, not a curated record. Gene Ontology annotation, cellular component: nucleus; cytoplasm. Gene Ontology annotation, biological process: microtubule-based process. The transcript has 7 exons. Lineage: Eukaryota; Metazoa; Mollusca; Gastropoda; Lepetellida; Haliotidae.
UUCUGCUCACAUGGCCGACUCGGAAGACUUUGUUGUGGUUAAAAACAGCAAAGGAAGGCGACGCCGACCCAGGCGAAGCAGAGACUGUGUGUCAAGUUCAACAGAAGCGUUUGAUCGCAAUGAAAGUGAUAACGAUAUCGAUUAUGGUAGAGUAAAAGCAAAGAUACACUUGUAUAGAGAUGAAUUGAAGUGCAGCGAGUUUUACAUCAAUGUACUGGAUCAGUUGAAACAGUGUUAUUUGACUCUACACCAAGACAGUGAAAAGCAGGAGGCUGAACGUAGGCGUGCUACCGAUCUAGAUGGCGCUGUCAGGGGGGUGGCCGGUCUCAGCCUCAGUGACCCUCCCCCUGACUCGCCCCUCCGGCCCGACAUGGAGUGUGUUUGUUACGGCGUGGGUAAUGUCUCCAGCAACAUCAUUGCACAGUAUCAGCUGGCCCUCGUCAUGGCGUUGAGGGAGGACUUGAAGCUGAAGCAGGACAAGUGCUUCAUGUUUGACCCAGCCUUCACUGAUGGGGACAAGCAGACCCUACAAGACCUUCACUUCAGUAUUAUUCCUGUAAAUGAGGAGGGCAAGAGGCGUUGUCGAGUGCCGACGUUGUUCUUCCUCCCCCACUGCGGCAAGGCCCUCUACAACAACCUUCUGUGGUGCAACUGGCUGCCACACAUGCUCCGCAACAUCGUCAUCGUUGGAAACAGCUUCACAGCCAUGGUUGAAAGGACUCCAGAGCGACUUUUAAAACAAACUGGAUUAUAUAUAUUGAAGAUACAGGAGUUCACAGUUGAGAUCCCUCUAAGUCCAGUCUUUCAUCACAGCGACGUCUUCAACGACAUGGCCAUCCACUACUUCCCUCUCCAUCGACUGACCACUGCUCCCGGGGAAUUGUGGGAGGCCCAUGAUGCACCAGUGUACAGGGGACAGGAAGCAGAGAUAAUACUUAGCUGCUGAGGCACUGUGCUUUGUGGACUACAUCGGUAGGAUGGACUCCAUGAACUUGGACUCAGGGGGGAUUCCAGGUUUGAAUAGGGUACAUCCCCAACCCAUCCCCCCAUCCUCCAGCAACCAAUGGUGGUCAUAGGCGGAUCCAAAGGGGGAGUCCGGGUAGAAACAUAAUCGAGGCGAACAGGGAUUCGAAGCCACAAUCAUAGGUUACGUGAGUGCCCAAGGGACGCAACUCUGCACAGCGAAUCGCGGUGCCUAAGACGACUGGGCCACCCGUACCCCCGGCAUCUUAAGAAAUAUCAUCAAUUGUAUUGUUGUGAUUUUGGAUUCAGACCAUCAGGUAUCUGAAACCUAGGAAAGUUAUUCUUACAUAAACGUAAAGGGAAGUUAUGGAAUGCUGCUCAUGCUUUGUUUUCGUGUUUUUUUCUUGAAAAGUAAAGUAUUCAUUUGCGAACCUGAUCCGUGGUCUAGUGGGUAGAGUGUCUGCCCGUAGAGAUGGAGGUCGUUGGAUCAAUCCCUAGAGGAAGCCACAAUACAUCCUCAGGUUUAGAUCUCACCCAUGACAUAUUGUGGAAAGACGAGAGAAACACACUCGAGGUUCAGGGUCUGUAUUUACUCUAUCAGCUCAGAACAACAAGUCAAGAUAGUGUUGUGUCCGAUAACAGGAUUCUGCCCAGUGCGAUGUGUGGAAAACAAUGAACAAUGUACAUAUGACUCACAAGAAGGGAUAGCAAAACUUCGUGCUCAGCUUGGAAAAAAUUAUCCUUUCAUGUCAGAAGUUCCUCAACAUGGCCAGACCAGUUUACAUUCUAAUUUUACAGACCAUUAGCGAUCCAACAGGACCAGUAGAGAUCCGACAGGACCAGUAGAGAUCCAACAGGACCAGUAGAGAUCCAACAGGACCAUUAGCGAUCCAACAGGACCAGUAGAGAUCCGACAGGACCAGUAGAGAUCCGACAGGACCAGUAGAGAUCCAACAGGACCAGUAGAGAUCCGACAGGACCAGUAGAGAUCCAACAGGACCAGUAGAGAUCCAACAGUUUUCUUGGUGCUGGUCCUUUGGACCCUUGACAAAUUUUGGUCAGUGUCAAACUGACUGAUGUAAAAGCUGUGUUGUCGAGAAGAUUUACUCUCCCAGACCCGUUUUUUUUAGGACUAAAACCUUUCUUUCACUAGUCCUUAGAGUCUUGUAGCUAGCUCUUUUGAAUGAGACAAAAAUGUUCACACUUUUUUGUCAGUUUUAUUCAGUUCCAAUUUGUAGCAAAACUGAAGCAUGAAAACAUAUUCAGAAUAGUAACCCUAAACUGCAACUAGUCAUUGAGGACUACUGUCAGUGGGGUUUUACUUAUCAACAGCACAAUUUAGUAGCCUCGGGCUAGCAGACUAGCAGGAAUUUCGAAGGCUACACUCGUGCU